UUUGGAUUUUUUAUGCUAAAAUCUCUACGUUUUUAGCAUUCUCUCAUACAGCAGCAUCAGCAUCAGCAUCAGCAUCAUACAGCAGAACGACUCCUCUCCCCGGAAGGUGAAUCGGAGCAGGCAAGAGAAGUAGAAGAAGAAAUGGACGCAGGUGUAGUUGCCGCCCCCUCCCCCGCCGCCCCCGCCGAUGCAAACAAAGAGAAUAAGGCUCACACCGAUGUCAUGCUUUUCAAUCGCUGGAGCUACGAUGAAGUCUCGAUCAAUGACAUGUCCGUUGAGGAUUACAUCACAGCAACUGCUAACAAGCAUCCAGUUUACAUGCCACACACAGCUGGUAGAUACCAGGCCAAGCGUUUCAGGAAGGCCCAGUGCCCAAUUGUUGAGAGGCUCACCAAUUCUCUUAUGAUGCACGGAAGGAACAACGGAAAGAAGCUGAUGGCUGUUCGCAUUAUUAAGCAUGCAAUGGAGAUCAUUCAUUUGUUGACAGACCAAAACCCAAUCCAAGUCAUUGUUGAUGCUGUUAUCAACAGUGGGCCAAGGGAAGACGCUACGCGUAUUGGUUCAGCUGGUGUUGUCAGACGUCAAGCCGUUGAUAUUUCUCCACUUCGCCGUGUUAACCAGGCAAUUUAUUUGCUGACAACUGGUGCACGUGAGAGUGCUUUCAGGAACAUCAAGACCAUAGCAGAGUGCCUUGCUGAUGAACUCAUCAAUGCUGCCAAGGGUUCUUCAAAUAGCUAUGCCAUUAAGAAGAAGGAUGAGAUUGAAAGGGUUGCCAAGGCCAAUCGUUAAGAGAUUGAUAUUGGAGCAACUUUUACAAGAGACUUUUUGGUUAUGUUGUUCUCAUUUCUGUUUUCAUGUAGGCAUUAUAGAUCUGCUACUCCUUAUGGAUUUAGUUUCUUGGAGGAUUUAUGCUUGGUAUUGUUAUAAAUUCUAAAUUUUGAAGUUCCUUUAUUUGGGUUUUCAGUAGAGUUUUGUUAAACACAUGGUAUGCUAUGAGUUUUUUUAGAUGUUUAAGUAUCGUGUCCUCUACUCUUGAACCGAGUGUUCAGACGAUGAAAGACGAUGAAAGUGUUGAUCGAUGAAAGAAGAAUUCAUUCUUCUGCUGUAAAGACUAAUUUAUUUUAUAAUUUGAAAUAAUUACAUAUUGUCUCACUAA
Messenger RNA from Solanum dulcamara, 1156 nucleotides. Its product is annotated as 40S ribosomal protein S5-like. Bases 142 to 789 code for a protein of 215 amino acids. Gene Ontology annotation, molecular function: mRNA binding; structural constituent of ribosome; rRNA binding. The record is from RefSeq and is a predicted model, not a curated record. Gene Ontology annotation, biological process: translation; ribosomal small subunit assembly. Gene Ontology annotation, cellular component: ribosome; cytosolic small ribosomal subunit. Lineage: Eukaryota; Viridiplantae; Streptophyta; Magnoliopsida; Solanales; Solanaceae. The transcript has 5 exons.